Messenger RNA from Sphaeramia orbicularis (orbiculate cardinalfish), 1734 nucleotides. RefSeq lists its product as uncharacterized. Gene Ontology annotation, cellular component: nucleus. Gene Ontology annotation, biological process: regulation of DNA-templated transcription; spermatogenesis. Gene Ontology annotation, molecular function: RNA polymerase II cis-regulatory region sequence-specific DNA binding; protein dimerization activity; DNA-binding transcription factor activity, RNA polymerase II-specific. Lineage: Eukaryota; Metazoa; Chordata; Actinopteri; Kurtiformes; Apogonidae. The transcript is spliced from 6 exons. The coding region runs from base 26 to 1417 and encodes 463 amino acids. The record is from RefSeq and is a predicted model, not a curated record.
CUCCAGCCUGUUUCUACACUGAAAGAUGUCAGCUUUUUCCACAUCUUGUAAAACUGUCCAUAUGUCACCUUCACCCUCAUCCACAGAACACACCUGUGAAUCUGUUGGGUUGAUUUUGAGCCAAGGUGGUUUUUUGACACAUGAUCAGGGCCAGGUGUUAGGUACUGAGCUUGGUCUCAUGGAGAUGACAGAAGUUGAAUACACACACCUCCAACACUUCAUCCAAGCAGAUAUGGACAUGCAAGCAGCUGCUUCAGAUGGACCAGAUGGCAGAUCUUACUCAGAUACAGUGAUUACUAAAGAUGCCCCUGGAUCCGCAGUUGUCUCUCUGUUCUCCACCGCUGAAGCUAUUGACCUAUCAACUUCGACUGAUGAACACAAUCUGGUGAUGCCAGGAGAAAGGACACCUUCCUCUUCUGGCAAGGUCCCAAGCUUUGUGUUGGCCAAAAUCAGGGAUGAUGAUAGUCAGAAUGAACCACCUGCCAACAUUAAUAUGUCUUCUCCAAAACGAACUUGCUCUGCUGCCAGAGUUUGCCUCGAAAAAAGGUUUAACUCCAUUUGUGCUGACACUCCAAAGCAGCAAGAUGUUCAGGCAGCAGUUCUUAGCAAUUGUUUGGCAAUCCUUCAACAGUCUGCUGGGGCUCAAGACACAGACAAACAUCCUCAAAAACAGAAGUGGAUGAAAACUGACAGGACAAAUGCCUUUGAGACUUCCAGCCCAUAUGUAGGUGGCUUCUACAAUCCAGUCACCAACAUGUUUGGACAAGUGAUUGGCCAUAUCCCUCAGAUGGGUGACCCUAAAAUGCAUCAGAGUUUGAUCAUCAACAGUUUUCCUUUAAAUAUUUGCCCAGAGACAGUCCUUGCAAAAGCUCACUGUGCCCCUAGCAGCAACAUAAUGGACAAGCAACAGUCAGCCAAAAGAGAAGGUACAACAUUAGUUUUAGGCUCAUACAGUCUUAUAUUUUUUGUAGAUGAAAUCCCCACACUUGCUGCAUCUAGAAAGCAUGGUAGUGCCCAAAGCGCCAAAGCCAUCAGUGCUGCUAAAGUUGCUCCAGAUUUAGCAGGAGAAUCAGGGAAGAAGGCCAGGAAAAGAGUGCAACGUAAUGUGUCACAUAGGGAGCGCAGGGAGAGACACAACAGUAAGGAGAGAGAACGCAGGAGGAGGAUCCGUUUGUUUUGUGAUGAGUUGAACACACUGGUUCCAUUCUGUUACUUAGACACUGACAAAGCCACCACCCUGCAGUGGACCACUGCCUACCUUAAAUACAUCAACAAAAUGCAUGGAGAUACCAUCAAAGAGGAGUUUGAGAAGUUGUACAGAGACAAGAAAGACCUGAAGUCCAGCUCUUCUGAACUGGAGCAAAUCCACCAGGAGAUGGAUGAGACCCUGAGCAUCCCUUUGGCAGCAGAACAGUGAUCACUGUGGUUUUUAAUCUGUUUACCUGAUUACCUGGAUGUUAGUUAAAUUCAGUACAUUUUGAAUGAUAAAAAAAGUUUUCUUUUUAGAGGAGUAAUGCCUGUGACUUUAAAGUGUCCAUAUCUGACCGUAUGAUUCUCAAACAGGGCUGGAUUUCUUCUACUGGGGCUUAAAAUCCCAAUAACUUGACACAUUUCUCCCACUUGUGUAUUUUUGAUCAAGUGGUAGAAAAGACUUUAAUCUCUGUCACAUACAGGUGGCAGUGUUUCCCUUUGAAAACAACUAAUAUAUUCCCUGAAUGAUUAAAUGCAAUACAC